Pungitius pungitius (ninespine stickleback) is the source of this 1462-nucleotide messenger RNA. It is a transcript of the gene tspan36, whose product is annotated as tetraspanin 36. The record is from RefSeq and is a predicted model, not a curated record. The transcript is spliced from 8 exons. Gene Ontology annotation, cellular component: plasma membrane. Bases 3 to 971 code for a protein of 322 amino acids. NCBI's taxonomy places the organism in Eukaryota, Metazoa, Chordata, Actinopteri, Perciformes, Gasterosteidae.
GAAUGAGUCGCGCCUCCUCAGUGCGCUUCUCCUCCAGCUCCAACGUGGUGAAGUCUCCAGAUGUUUUCUCCAGAUGGAUUAUUGGAAACUUCUGGGACGUCAUUAUAAAAGUUGCUGCACCCAGGCGGAGGCAGGAAACUUGUGACCAGAGACAGCAAGGGAAGCAGCUGCUUCAUCCGAGAACCGAGUGCUGCUCGCUGCUCCCCUCUUCGACCUCUUCGUCUCCGGCACGCAACAUGGACUGCGGGAUCUUCACAUCCAAGACCGUCCUCCUCUUCCUCAGCUUGGUCUUUUGGGUGGCGGGAGCUGCUUUGGCCUACGUCGGUGCCUACGUGAUCAGGAGCUAUGACUCCUUCGAAAGUUUCAUUCAGGACAAAUACACCUUGGUCCCGGCGGCGAUCAUCAUUGGCAUCAGCGUGGUGAUGUUCAUUUUCGGUCUGGUGGGAUGCUGCGCCACGCUGCGGGAGUCCAAAGUCGGGCUCAGCUUCUUCUUUCUGAUCAUCAUGGGGAUGUUUGCAGCGGAAGUGGCUGCUCUGGUGUUUGGCUUCAUCUACCAAGGAAAGAUAAAGGCCGACCUGGAGCGCUCAAUGAACGACGUCUUUGUGAAGUAUGACGGGCAGGGAGCUGAGACCGACGCUGUCGACUACCUGCAGGUUCAGUUGCAGUGCUGUGGCGUCAUGAAUUACACCAGCUGGUCCAACACCAGCUGGUUCAGCAGCCACAACAACACGGUACCUGCGUCCUGCUGUAAAAACAGCACGGUGUGCACGCGCAGGCUGGACCAACCGGACCAGCUUAACACCCAGGGCUGUGAGGUGAAGCUGGAACGCCUCCUACAGGGUGUGUUGGGUUACGCCAUGCUGGUCAUUCUGGGCUUCGCCAUCAUCAAGUUCUUCGGGAUGCUGAGCGUUUGUGUGAUCGCCUGCAAAACCGGCAGCCAGAGGAGCGGCUACCAGCCUCUGUAUGCCUGAGCGUCCUCAUGCAACCGCUUGCCACCGCUUGUUAAUUUAGCUUGAAUAGGAUUUGCUGACCACCCGCUCAGCAGUGACUCAUCCAGGCCCAUUAGUGUACAAAUAUUCAUUUUUAUUUAAAUAAUGGCAUGUAUGUAUUAGCAAGUGCACAUGGAAAGUGGUGAAAAGUGCCUCCGUUUAAAGGAUAAAAAUAAAAGCGGCAUGAACGUUCCCACUUGUUAAAUCCUUUUCCUGAAGGAGUUAUUUUUAUCUAAACCUUUCCCUUUAGAUUCAUGUUUCUUGUCGUUGUGAAGCCCAGGGUCUCUGUACAGCUUCAGUCCGGCUACUUUAUUAUUCUUUGAUAAAGGACUUAAAACUACAGUUUAAGCGUUUUGUGAUUGUGAACAAAACACACAAUACAGUUAACUGUAUUGACUUAUGUAACAAUUCCAUAUGAAUGACUUAUCGUUAUGCAUAUAAUGUUUCUAAAUUAAACAGGGUGAAAAUGUCUU